GGGUCAUCACCAUCACAAAGCUGCAAGAAGCAGCAGCCUAUAGCUAGCUCAACUCAAGUGAGCUGAGCGAUCAAGAUAUACAGAGGAGAGAUCGAGAGCUAGGCAAUUCAGCAAUGGCGGAGAGGGUGACCGCGAUGGCGUCGCAGGGCAUCGUGGUGAUCUUUGGGGCGAGCUACUGCUGCAUGUCCCACACCAUGACGGGGCUCUUUGCGCAACUGGGCGUGAGCUCUACGGUGCACGAGGUGGACAAGGACCCCCAGAGAAAGGAUCUGGAGAGGGCGCUCGCUGGCAUGGUGGGCCAGAGCCCGGCGGUGCCUGCGGUAUUCAUCCGUGGCGCACUCGUCGGCGGUACCAGGCAGGUCAUGGAGCUGCACCUCGGCGGCCAUCUCGUGCCGCUCCUCCGCCAAGCGGGGGCCCUGUAGUCCUGAUAUGUACUUACAUACUUGUUUAUCAGAUGUACCUCUUGUUAAGAGAAGGGAAUAAUUCUUUGUGAGAGAGUGUUCAUUCUGAUGCUGAUUAAAGAUAUGCUUAAUUUAGACACAAUACAUCACGCAUAGCUCCCAUGGAGAGUUUCUGAGAGAGAGUGUUCAUUCUGAUAGAUGCCAUGAAGAGUUUGUGUGAGACAGUGUUCAUUCUGAUGUGUACUGGUUACCAAAUUGAGCAAACACUAAGCUUAAUUAGCAACGCGAAUGUAUAGAGUUUGUAGCACUGAUUCACACUUGUAGAACACUAGGUAUUGCAAUCAUGUAAUUUUGAUCUUAAGAGCCUCUGUUCAUGUCAACCAAGAAGCCUGAAGUUUGCACUGAAUAUUCUAACUACUGAUCAGUAAUGCCA
Molecule: messenger RNA, 834 nt
Organism: Aegilops tauschii subsp. strangulata
Lineage: Eukaryota; Viridiplantae; Streptophyta; Magnoliopsida; Poales; Poaceae
Product: putative glutaredoxin-C2
Source: RefSeq, a predicted model, not a curated record